CCUUCUUCAUCACAUAUCAUCUCUCUUAUUUGCAAUUCCUUUUCACCUUCCAUAAACUAUCUGCAGACUGCACAGAGACCAUUUCUUCUUCCUCCUUUUCAAGAUCGAGUUUGUAGUUAAAAGAUGUUGGGAGAAUUCAUAGUCAAUAGCUUAGUAUUGGUUCUUGGGUAUGCAUACCCAGCUUUUGAAUGCUUCAAAUGUGUGGAGAACAACAGAGUUCAGAUUGAAGAACUGAGAUUUUGGUGCCAAUACUGGAUUGUUGUCGGGUUAGUGAGAGUUCUUGAGAGUGUUGCCGACAUCUUUAUAUCAUGGAUCCCAAUGUAUAGUGAGGUUAAGUUGGCACUUUUCAUCUACUUGUGGUAUCCAAAAUCUAAGGGGACAGAGUACAUAUAUGGAGCAUUGUUGAAGCCCUUUGUUUCAGAGCAUGAAGGGGAGAUUGAAAGAAGUUUCAUGGAGUUUAAAGGGAGAGCCUGGGAGUUAGUGGUGUAUUACUGGCAAAACUGCACUGAAUUAGGGCAGGCAAAGUUCUUCCAAAUGCUUGACUUCUUGGCUACAGGAAGGCUUACUCAGUCCACCUCUAAGCAAAAGGAUACCGACCACCGUCACGGUGGAGCUCCGCUUCCUCCUCCAGCCCCCGCCGCCACCAAGUCCGGCCCUUUCCGGAGGCACCGGUAGCCUCCGAUGAUCUGCGGCAGCCCUGCUCCGGCUAACCAAGAACUGUACUUGUAAAUAAUUUGGCAAAUUUAUAUUUUUUUUAAUUAUAAUUUCAAAGAAAGUGUACUUUGCAUGUUUGAAUAGUAGACGCGGUUUGUAAAGCCACCAAUUGAGAAAAUGAAAAGUGGAAAUAAAUUAUUUUUAAGACUUUUUUACAGAUUAUUAUUAUUAUUAUGUGGAAUUGCAAUAGAACAUAUUCUGUAAAGAUUUGUUUGACAAAUAAAAAAAUUACAAACUUGUCAUCAUCUGACGCUCCGAAGCCCAAUUGCGCGGAGCAGCCAGUCAACGGUGCGGGUCAACGGGAGAAGAAUGUGGCGAUCCACGAAGUUUAGGAGGGCGACGACGGGGGCGUUGCCGGAGAAGCGGAGGCAGAGGCGGCGGAGGAAGGUGCCGGCGGAGGAAUCCGGCGAGGUGGACAUGGGCUGGAGGUAAGCCCAGGCGGCCUGUUUGACGAGGCGGUUGCGGAUGAGGAUUUCGGCGGAGCCGUGGUGAGAUCCCGGCGUCAUGGGCCUCGGGGAGUUGACGGCGGCGCCGCCGGGCAGGAGGUCCUUCAGGGAGGUGUAGUUCACCGGCUUGAUCGAGAAGAGCUCGAAAUCGCCGUCGGUCUGCGAUGACCCGGAUGACGUGGCGGACGACGCCGCCGUCGUGGCGUACGAGGAGGAGGAAGAAGAAACCUCACGGCCGUUGUGGAGGCUGAGCUGCGCCGGAGCGAUGACGGAAGCGGAGAUGGAGUUGCGGCGGCGGAGAAGACCGUUUUGCGGCGCCGGUGGGGCUAUGACAUCUGCCAUGGUUCGCCGGAGAAAUUCUCUUGCAGAGUGAGUGACGGAGCGUUAUGCUAAAUAGAGAUUUGUGGGCUUUGCUUUAUGGUAAUCGUACGUUUGAGUAAAGCGAUUAGUGGCGUCUGUCGUCACCGUCUUUCAAACGUUGGAUUUAGGUUUUGAGCUUUUGUCUUUCAACUUGCCUUUUUAUUAUUGGUUUCUUUGAUUAUGGAGUGCUUUCAUUAGUUCAUUCUACUCCCUCAACUUUACAAAUUGCUAUUUUGUACCCCUUUUAGUCUUUACUAUUCAAUGGAUACACUAAUACAAAUCCUUCCAUUACUUAA
Ipomoea triloba (trilobed morning glory) is the source of this 1816-nucleotide messenger RNA. RefSeq names its product putative HVA22-like protein g. The record is from RefSeq and is a predicted model, not a curated record. NCBI's taxonomy places the organism in Eukaryota, Viridiplantae, Streptophyta, Magnoliopsida, Solanales, Convolvulaceae. Bases 124 to 675 code for a protein of 183 amino acids. The transcript is spliced from 6 exons.